This is a messenger RNA of Epinephelus fuscoguttatus (brown-marbled grouper), 2788 nucleotides long. It is a transcript of the gene ddx24, whose product is annotated as DEAD (Asp-Glu-Ala-Asp) box helicase 24. Gene Ontology annotation, molecular function: RNA helicase activity; ATP binding; nucleic acid binding. The record is from RefSeq and is a predicted model, not a curated record. The transcript has 9 exons. NCBI's taxonomy places the organism in Eukaryota, Metazoa, Chordata, Actinopteri, Perciformes, Serranidae. Gene Ontology annotation, cellular component: nucleolus. The coding region runs from base 98 to 2788 and encodes 896 amino acids.
AUCAAAACUGUCAUGGCGGCGCCCUCGUGUAAUGCGUGACUGUCACCAUCCCUAACACCAUUUAGACACUUUAGAAAACCACAGACAGUCAAGGAAAAUGAAGACCAAGAGGAUGAAGCCCGAAAACAAGCGUCUGUCCUCGGGACUGAAGAAACAAGCCAAACGCAGCAUCCAUGUGAAAGGCAAAUGGAAAGCUAUAGAGCUCGACCCUAGUCUGUUCUCCGAGGAGGGCAUGGAGGGGCUGGUGUGUUUUGAAGAGCUGACAAAUUACCGUAUGAUAGACUCCGAGAAGGCUGCAGCUAAAGCAGCAAAGCAACUGAAAAAGCAGGAGAAGAAGAAAGCAAAGAAAAGAAAAGCCAGCGAGGGAGAGGAGGCUGGAGAGAAGGUAGAUGUGGAGAGCAAAGAGGCAGAGACUGCAGCUGAACCUGCCAAGAAGAAACCCAAGAAGAAGAAGAAGAAGAAAAAUAAGAAGCUGGCUGCAAAGGAGUCAGUCCAGUCAGAGGACACUUCUGUGGAGGUGACACAGGUGGAUGUAGCUGCAGGUGAGGAGGAAGGAGAAGAUGAAACACCCAAAGAUGCUUCAGAAGACACAGCUGUUAGUGUAGAAGCUGAUGCCCAAACAAAACUCACAAAGAAGAGCAACAAAAAGAAGAACAAAAAACAGAAGCAGCAGAUAGAAAAUGAUAAAGUCCCAGAGACACAGCCAAACCAUGAGGCUCCAUCAGAAAGUCAGCCUCUGGAAGACGAAAAAUCCACCCAGGAUAAAGUGGCAAAGGCCCCCAAAAGUAAAAAGCAGAUAAAGAAUUGGACAAAUGCAGCACUUUCUGGCUCUGAGGAUAAAAAUGCUGAUGUGAGUGCAUGGAAGAACCUGUUUGUUCCCUCCCCUGUGUUGAAAGCACUGAGCAGUCUUGGAUUUAGCUCACCAAGCCCGAUACAAGCCCUGGCUUUGCCUCCAGCGAUCAGGGAUCGUAUGGAUGUACUGGGGGCAGCCGAGACAGGAAGUGGGAAGACAUUGGCUUUUGGUAUUCCCAUGAUCCACGCCAUCCUGGAGUGGAAGAACAACUCAGAAAAGCCUGUUGAUGACAACUCUGAACCAACCACACAGGUGGACAGUUUGUAUUUACCAGCUGCAGAUGAGGCCACCGUAGAAGAAGAAAAAGAGGACACUAUGGAGGCUGAGGGAGAAGAGGGUGAAAGCAUUACAGAGCAGGAUCAAGGUGACACAGAUGAACAUGACAGCGAAGAUGACGUUGAAGAAGAUGACGAUGAUAGGCUUGGGUGUGUUCAAGUAAUUGAAAAUGCAGAGUUUGACCCCACGGUUGAAGCAGAAGCAGAAUCUGCUGGUAGUCGGAAUCAGCCGCUGCUCGGACUCGUGCUCACUCCCACCAGGGAGCUGGCUGUUCAGGUCAAGCACCAUAUUGAUGCUGUCGCAAAAUUUACAGACAUCAAAACAGCGAUCGUGGUGGGUGGAAUGGCUCAACAGAAGCAAAGGAGGAUGCUGAAGCGAAGACCAGAGAUCAUUAUUGCCACUCCUGGACGUCUGUGGGACUUGAUCCAGGAGAGGCAUCCGCAUCUGCUGAACUUAAGACAGCUCAGGUGCCUGGUCAUAGAUGAAGCAGAUCGCAUGGUCGAGCGAGGCCACUUUACAGAGCUGGAGAACCUGCUGGAGAUGCUCAACACCGUGCACUUUAACCCCACAAGGCAAACCUUUGUGUUCUCCGCCACGCUGACCAUGGCUCACAGCCUGCCCACCCGCCUCCUGCAGAAGAAGAAGAAGAAUCUGCACCAGAGGAACAAGCUGGAAAUUCUCAUGGAGAAAGUGGGGAUCAAGUCCAAACCCAAAGUCAUUGACCUGACCAGGAAGGAGGCGACUGUGGAGACCCUGACUGAGACCCGAAUCCAUUGUCAGAAGGAGGACAAGGACUUUUACCUUUAUUACUUUCUGCUCCAGUAUCCUGGCCGCACCAUGGUGUUCGCUAACAGUAUAGACUGUAUCAAGAGACUGAACUCCCUGCUGGUGAUCUUGGACUGUACUCCACUGCCUCUUCAUGCCAACAUGCACCAGAAACAACGCCUCAAAAACCUGGAGAGGUUUGCUGAGAGGGAGAGUUGUGUUCUGCUGACGACUGACGUGGCCGCCAGAGGACUGGAUAUCCCAAAUGUUCAGCAUGUCAUUCACUACCAGGUUCCCAGGACAUCUGAGACUUAUGUCCAUCGGAGUGGCAGAACAGCAAGAGCCACCAAAGAGGGCCUCAGUUUGCUGCUGAUAGGCCCGGACGACAUGAUGAACUUCAAAAAGAUCUACAGGACUCUCGGGAAGGACGAAGACCUUCCCAUGUUCCCCAUAGAGCUCAAAUGCAUGGAAGCCAUCAAGGAGCGGGUAAACUUGGCCAGACAGAUUGAGAAGAUUGAGUUCCACAACAGCAGGGAGAAACAGCACAACUCCUGGCUCAGACAAGCAGCAGAUGCUCUGGAGGUGGACCUGGAUGACGAUCUUUUAAUAGGCAGAGGAAGGGAUGAGGAAGGUGACAGGGAGCAGCAGAAGGUGGUAAAGGGAAUGAAAAAGCAUUUGAAGCAGUUGAUCUCACAACCUGUUUUCAAGAAUGUGAUUAAGACCAAGUAUCCCACUCAAAUGGGGAAGCUGUCCCUGCCUCACAUGCCUCUAGCAGAGAGGGAAAGUGCCCUCACCAGGGUGUCAAUACAGAAGAUGAAACAGAAGUUAAAGAAAUAUGCUCCACCACGGCAGAAAAAGCAGAAGAAAAAAAAAACAGCAGCAAUGACAUGUUAA